AUGGCCGCGUCCGAGGACGGCAGUGGCUGCCUCGUGUCGCGGGGCCGUUCGCAGAGUGACCCUAGCGUCCUCACCGACUCCUCGGCCACCUCCUCCGGGGACGCCAGCGACAACCCAGAUGAGAUGGACCAAACGCCCCCAGUGCGCUCCGAGUGCCUGACCUCAGGGGUCCGGACGCCCCCUGCAAGGAGGAACAGCAAGCUGGCCACCCUGGGCAGGAUCUUCAAGCCCUGGAAGUGGAGAAAAAAGAACGAGAAGCGGAAGCAGACAACAUCAGCCUUGGAGAAGAAGAUGACCGGCAGGCAAGGUCGCGAGGAACUCAUCAAGAAGGAGCUGCUGGAGAUGAUGGAGCAGGGCUCAGAACCUUUUAUUGCUGUGGUCGAUGACGAUGGUGAUAGCAGUGCGGAAAUGGUAUCGGCCAUCAUCAUCUUUCCGUCCCCCAAGGGCCGUGAGCUUGUAGCAGGGACUGUCGCGGUUGUGUGUGAAGUGGUCUACCACAGUACCAGGAGCACAGUAGUGACCAGCGGUCGGAUGGUCCAUCUCAGUACCGGGAGCACAGUAGUGACCAGUGGUCAGACGUACCAGGAGCACAGUAGUGACCAGUGGUCAGACAGUCCCUCUCAGCACAAGGAGCACAGUAGUGACCAGUGGUCAGACGGUCCGUCUCAGUACCAGGAGCACAGUAGUGACCAGUGGUCAGAUGGUCCCUCUCAGUACCAGGAGCACAGUAGUGACCGCUGGUCAGACGGUCCCUCUCAGUACCGGGAGCACAGUAGUGACCAGUGGUCGGAUGGUCCCUCUCAGUACAAGGAGCACAGUAGUGACCAGUGGUCAGAUGGUCCGUCUCAGUACAAGGAGCACACCAAGUUGCCAUCAGUAUCCAGUGGUGAAGAAGAAGAUGAUGGCAGCCUCUUGUCCACCUCGGAUGAGUCCUCUCAAGCCUUAGCUGACUCCUUGGAGAGUCCUCACAGACCCCUGGAGAGAUCCGUGGGCCAGCUGCCCAGUCCCCCACUGCUGCCCACCCCGCCACCCAAGGCCGGAUCCAAAAUCGUGAAAAAUGUCACAGGCCCGGCCACGCUCUUCCAAGGCUCCAGUGUGAAGAAUGCAGACUCUGCCCUGCGGGGCCAGCUCUCCACCCCCACGGGGUCCCCACAUCUCACCGCCGCCGUCCACAGGCCGCUGCCCCCCAGCCGGGUCAUCGAGGAGCUGCACAGGGCACUGGCCACGAAGCACCGGCAGGACAGUUUUCAGGGAAGGGAAAACAAAGGGUCCCCGAAGAAGCGCUUGGACGUGCGCUUGUCAAGGACUUCCAGCAUGGAGCGGGGCAAGGAGAGGGAGGAGGCCUGGAGCUUUGACGCCGCGGCGGAGGGCAGGCGGACGGCCGUCAAGGAGUCGGAGGAGAACAAGGAGAACCUGCUUAUGGACUCCGAGCUCAAGGACGACUUGCUCCUGUAUCAGGAUGAGGAGGCGCUGAACGACUCUAUCAUCUCUGGAGCACUGCCCAGGAAAUGCAAGAAGGAGCUCCUGGCAGUGAAGCUAAGGGACCGGCCAAGCAAGCAGGAGCUGGAAGACCGGAACAUCUUCCCCAGGAGGACCGACGAGGAAAGGCAGGAGAUUCGGCAGCAGAUUGAGAUGAAACUGUCGAAACGGCUCAGCCAGAGACCUGCGGUGGAGGAGCUGGAGAGGAGGAACAUCCUGAAACAAAGGAAUGAUCAGACAGAGCAGGAAGAAAGAAGAGAAAUCAAGCAGAGAUUGACCCGAAAGCUUAAUCAGAGGCCCACUGUUGAUGAACUAAGAGACAGAAAAAUCCUGAUCCGAUUCAGUGACUAUGUGGAAGUGGCAAAAGCGCAGGACUACGACAGGAGGGCGGACAAGCCCUGGACGCGGCUCUCGGCAGCGGAUAAGGCAGCUAUCCGUAAAGAACUAAAUGAAUACAAAAGUAAUGAGAUGGAAGUACAUGCAUCGAGCAAGCAUUUGACAAGAUUCCACAGGCCAUAGAGAUUUUCUUCUGAGAAGAAUUUGUGUUUAAUUUUUGAUACCAACACUGAACAUUCAUCAGGGAAUUUUCCUGAAGCUCAGCUCAAGAUUCCCUGAUGUGUUUGUGAGAGAAGCAGGACCACACACACAGGUGAAAUCUUUGCCGCACUUACCUGCAAGAGCAGUAACCAGAGGACACGUUUCACUCUUUGGUGUCUGAAGAGUGUGACCUGUUGGGGUCAGUUAAGACCCAAAUAACUCUGCCAGAAGAAAACUGCCCUUUGCCUUUGGACCUCGUUUUCCAGUUUUGCAUAUAACAGGACAGGAGACAUGCAUGUACGGCUGCCACCCCACGGCCUCUGACGUGGGCGUGUGAUGGUGUUGAAAAGGCAUUUUUAUUCCGAUCACAGUUAAUUUGAAACUCUUUAAGUUCAUGUUAUACAAAACAAUUUAUUGUAUUAUACUUUUUCCUUUUUUAUAUAAUGUCUAACAAAAAUGACAGCUGCAA
Trichechus manatus latirostris (Florida manatee) is the source of this 2485-nucleotide messenger RNA. RefSeq names its product phosphatase and actin regulator 3 (gene PHACTR3). Gene Ontology annotation, biological process: actin cytoskeleton organization. Lineage: Eukaryota; Metazoa; Chordata; Mammalia; Sirenia; Trichechidae. The record is from RefSeq and is a predicted model, not a curated record. The transcript is spliced from 16 exons. Bases 1 to 1998 code for a protein of 665 amino acids. Gene Ontology annotation, molecular function: actin binding.